Spodoptera exigua (beet armyworm) is the source of this 510-nucleotide messenger RNA. Lineage: Eukaryota; Metazoa; Arthropoda; Insecta; Lepidoptera; Noctuidae. The record is from the annotation of a GenBank genome assembly.
CGCCAUUUGAAUCAGAGCUUACAGCAAUUUCGUAAUCCGUUCAAAAAUAGUAGAGGAGUCGCAGUAAUGAUCGGUCUAAAUAAAUACAACGUGCCGGUAUCGAUUAUUUUAAUAUUUCUAUUUGUUUCAACUGUUCUUUCACAAGAGAAAUUUUAUGAUAGAAGAUACGAUUACUACGAAAUUGAUACGUUGAUACAGAAUCCUAGAUUGUUGAAGAAAUAUUUGGAUUGUUUUCUCGGCAAAGGACCCUGCACGCCCAUAGGAAGAGUGUUCAGACAAAUUCUGCCUGAAGCGGUACAGACAGCGUGCAAGAAGUGUACACCAUCGCAGCGUAGGCUUGCAAGAAAAACGUUCAACGCCUUCAAAGGAUAUUUCCCAGAGACCCACGAGGAACUGCGGAAGAAACUUGACCCCAAAAACAAGUACUAUGAAGCUUUCGAGAAGGCUAUAUCGAGCGCUUGAACAAAUCCACUGCCCACUUAGCGUUUUACCAAAAAUCAACUGUCAAAA